AUGACAUCAUACAAUCUCAAAUUUGCCUUCACCCAAGCCGGUCUCGCCGCUCUUGCCUCGGCCCAAGAAAAAGUUUGUGUCGUAAAGAGUGUCAAUGGAAAGGUCUCAAAUGUAAGCGCAUCCAAGGGACACCAAUACCCAUUCCUCCCAGCUGGUUAUUUCGAUCAAGCCAACAGCGUUUCAACCAAGGGAUACGGUAUUGUCAACAACUAUGGUGAAUCUCUUACUUUUGGUCUCACCCAAACAGCUCUUGUCAACGGUGUCCAAGUUGAUUCUGAAUUGAAUGCCACCACUGUAUUGAACAAUCAAAUGGCUGAAUACAAUCCAAUUGUUACCCUCUCUGUCUAUGUUGCAGCAUCACUCAACAAUGGUAGUGUCAUCUCAAGCAUCACCGGUCAAUCAUUGACACUCACCUACACUUCUGAUACCUCCAAGACUGUCCACUUUGAUGACAACAGCAGUAUGUUUGUAGAAGGUGAGAUUCCAACAAACUAA
Cavenderia fasciculata is the source of this 495-nucleotide messenger RNA. RefSeq lists its product as uncharacterized. The transcript has 2 exons. Bases 1 to 495 code for a protein of 164 amino acids. Lineage: Eukaryota; Evosea; Eumycetozoa; Acytosteliales; Cavenderiaceae. The record is from RefSeq and is a predicted model, not a curated record.